Molecule: messenger RNA, 264 nt
Organism: Paramuricea clavata
Lineage: Eukaryota; Metazoa; Cnidaria; Anthozoa; Malacalcyonacea; Plexauridae
Source: the annotation of a GenBank genome assembly
GGAUCGAUAUUGGGUCCCAUGCUUUUCAACCUUUACGUCAACGACCUCCAAAAUGAUUUUACCUGCAGGUGCUUCCAAUACGCCGAUGAUACAACAGUUUACCGUAGUUGUACUCCUAAAAAUCUCAGUCAAUGUGUGCAAGAAAUGAAUGACAACAUACAAACUCUCGAAACUUGGGCCACAGAAUCCAAUCUCUUGUUGAAUGAAAAUAAGACUAAGCAGAUGCUGAUAAGCACUCGACAGAUGUCAAGAAAGAACUCAUAA